Molecule: messenger RNA, 1274 nt
Organism: Phaedon cochleariae (mustard beetle)
Lineage: Eukaryota; Metazoa; Arthropoda; Insecta; Coleoptera; Chrysomelidae
Source: the annotation of a GenBank genome assembly
AACGGAUUCAGCUAGCAGAACAGCGUGUUGGUAUAAGAAUGACCAGUCGAUAGCUUUCACUGCAGGUUGAGUUGAGAAAUUCGAGAGUGUUGUAUUGGUACGUGCAGUUCAGUGACUUGUUUUCUCGUGGAUAUCUUCCGUUUGAGAUUGUUUCACUCGUAAACUUUCAAAUAUGACCCUUGUCCAGCCUAGUCCAGAACUGCAAAUCAACAUCAGGAAGGAGCUGAAUGAAGAUGUGAACACCAGAGAGAGCGACCUACAACACAUCAAAGAAUGGCUUCUCAAGCAACCCCAUCUCCCAGAUACUUGGGAUGAAUCACGUUUGAUGACCUUCUUACGUGGAUGUAAAUUUUCAUUGGAAAAGUGUAAAAGGAAGCUGGACAUGUAUUUCACAAUGAGAACGGCAGUACCUGAGAUGUUUUCCAAUAGAGACAUCACCAAUCCGGAGCUGAAACUCGUAGUAGACGUGGGUCAAAUACCGCCGCUACCGGGCCUGACCCCGGAAGGCAGGAGGGUCAUUGUCCUCAGAGGCAAGACCCCCGAAGUGGAGAACUACAACAUCGCAGACAUCUGCAAGGCGGUCUUGAUGAUUGGUGACGUCCGUCUGGAGGCGGAACAGACCGGCGUCGCAGGAGACGUCUACAUUUUGGACGCCAGCGUCGCUACGGCCAACCAUUUCGGCAAGAUCAACCCGACGCUCAUCAAGAAGUUUCUGGUGAUCGUUCAAGAAGCGUACCCAGUCAAGCUCAAGGAAGUCCACGUGGUCAACGUUUCGCCUCUUGUUGACACUAUCAUCAGUUGGGUGAAGCCAUUCUUGAAAGAGAAAAUCAGAAAUCGUAUCCAUGUUCAUCCCAAUAUCGAGUCGCUAUAUGAAUUCAUACCAAAGGAUAUCUUGCCAGAUGUAUACGGUGGUACUGCUGGGGAUAUACAAAAGUUCCAUGAUGAGUGGAUGGAAAAACUGAAAGAAUACACUCCAUGGUUCAAGGAACAAGAAAGCAUUAAGGCAGAUGAAUCGAAACGUCCUGGCAAACCGACCAACUACGACGAUCUUUUUGGGUUAGAUGGAAGCUUCAGACAACUCUGUAUUGAUUAGAUAGUCCGAAUAUGAAUUUGGUUUUCAAUGACUAUUUCGUUGUUAGAUAAUUAAUUCAUAUACUGUAUAAAUAUUCAGGUUUACUCAAUAUCGUCUAUAAUGUGAUAAGUAUUAUUUUUUAUCGUCAUAUUCCAAUUCUUCAUAACUACCUUCAUAUAUAUAACUGAUGUGUUGAUUGAUA